Ochotona princeps (American pika) is the source of this 963-nucleotide messenger RNA. Its product is annotated as E3 ubiquitin-protein ligase TRIM31-like. Gene Ontology annotation, molecular function: protein binding. The record is from RefSeq and is a predicted model, not a curated record. The transcript is spliced from 2 exons. NCBI's taxonomy places the organism in Eukaryota, Metazoa, Chordata, Mammalia, Lagomorpha, Ochotonidae. Bases 118 to 567 code for a protein of 149 amino acids.
ACAACUCUCUCGAGCUCCAGGGGGCUCCAUCGGGUGCUGACCCCUGUGAUCUUUGACGGGGACUCGGCCCAUCCUGCCCUCAGCCUUUCCCGGGAUCUGAAAACGGUGAUAGCGGACAUGAUCCCUCAGGACUGCAUAGAGGAUCCGGGGGAGCCGCAGCGCUUCUUCCCGUCCCGUUGCGUGCUGGGCUCUCCGGGCUUCUCCACCGGCCGCCACACCUGGGAGGUGGAGCGCAGUGGACCCAGGGGUGGACAGUGCAUCCUGGGCGUGGCGUGGGAGCAGGCCCCUCGACAGGGCAGCCUGACCCUGGAGCCUGCCAGAGGCUUCUGGGUGCUGCGCUUUGCCAGAUUCAAGUGCCAGGCGCUCACUGGAAGCAACACGUGGGAGGACCUCCCGGUCUGCCCCAGGAGAGUGGGCGUCUGCGUGGAUCUCCAGGAAAAGGAAGUCAGUUUCUAUGACCCUGAUACCAACAACCACAUCUACACUUUCCAGGCCUCCUUCCAGGGCAAGAUCUUCCCUUUCUUCAGGCUGCUGUUCUCUGGUACCCAGAUCACCCUGAACCCCUAGUCAUGCUCCCUGGUCAUCCUCUGCGACUCUUUGAGGCCACUCCAUCGCUGGGUGGUGGGAUUCAUACCAGGUUUCCAAGAGAUCCGGGUCUGUGCAUUUAACUCCACUUUAUGUGUUUCUCUUAAGGAUUUAUGUAUUUUUAUUGGAAAAGUAGAUUUUACAGAAAGAAGAGACAGCAAGAGAAAGAUCUCCCAACCACUGGUUCACUCCCCAAGUCGUAACUGAGCUGAGCUGAACAAAAGCCAGGAGCCAGGAGCUUCUGUCAGAGUCCCAUGUGUGUAGACAGGGCCAGGACUUGGGUCACCAUCCACUGCUUUCCCAGGCCAGCAGAGAGAUGAAUUGGAAAUGAGCAGACGAGAAAUGAACAAGCAACAAUAAAGAUGCUAGCACUUACAC